This is a messenger RNA of Eublepharis macularius, 4403 nucleotides long. It is a transcript of the gene IRF2BP2, whose product is annotated as interferon regulatory factor 2 binding protein 2. The record is from RefSeq and is a predicted model, not a curated record. Gene Ontology annotation, biological process: regulation of transcription by RNA polymerase II. Gene Ontology annotation, cellular component: nucleus. Gene Ontology annotation, molecular function: transcription corepressor activity. Bases 413 to 2146 code for a protein of 577 amino acids. NCBI's taxonomy places the organism in Eukaryota, Metazoa, Chordata, Lepidosauria, Squamata, Eublepharidae. The transcript has 2 exons.
GUCACUGGAGCAGAGCGCACCAGCGGCGGCGGCUUCUGGAGUCCCCGCCCCAGCGCGAGUGUCUGGGCGGCCGGCAGCCGGCGGGCAGCGCUGUAGUAGCGAGCGGCGCGGAGCGGGCAGAAGGAGCAGCGCGCUGUAGUGGGGCUCGGAGGCUGCUGCGCUCGGGCGAUGCGUCUCGCCAAGUCCCUGUGAGUGACUGCGGCCGGGGGAUUAGGAGAGCCUAGACGAAGGCAAAACUGCCCCCCCCCCCGCCUCGGUUAUUUGGAAAAGGAGGUGACAAUCAGUGCCGAAGCCUACGGCGGCUGCAAAGCACACAGCCUCUCCGGUGGCGAGAAGAGCGGCAGUGGGAAGAGGAGGGGGAGGAGGAGGCAGAGGACGAGGCGCGGGGCGCUCUCUGCCCCCGGACUGGGCCAUGUCGUCCGCCGCGGUGGCCGUGGCUGCUGCCUCCCGCAGGCAAUCGUGCUACUUGUGUGAUUUGCCUCGCAUGCCCUGGGCCAUGAUCUGGGAUUUCACAGAGCCCGUCUGCAGGGGCUGCGUCAACUACGAAGGGGCCGAUCGGGUGGAGUUCGUCAUCGACACGGCUCGCCAGCUGAAAAGAGCGCACAGCUUCCAGGAGGGCCGGGCCGCGGCACCUCCGCCGCCCCAUACCAAGCAGCAGCCCCCGCCGCUCAGCGCCAAGGAGAUGCACUCGGCGGCGGCUGCAGCCGAGGCUGCGUCCCGCGCCCCGCAGCAGCCUCACGAGCGCUACUCGCUGGCAGCCGCAGCCCCCUCGGAGCGGCCGCCGCCGCGCCUGGGAGCCGAAUAUGGAGGCAGCAGGCAGGUGAACGGCAUCCUGGUGCCCAACGGCUUUUCCAAGCCCGAGGAACCGCCCGAGCUCAACCGGCAGAGCCCCAACCCGCGGCGGACGCACACCGUGCCCCCGACGCUGGUGCCCCUCAUGAAUGGAGCCUCCUUGCCCGCCGCCAUCAGCAUCAAUAGCCGGGCGGCGGCCGCCGCAGCAGCCUCCUUGGCGGCCAUCUCCGGAGCCCCGGCCCCGCUGCAGGUCUCGGUCUCGCAGGCGCCGCAGAGCCAGCAGCAGUCGGGGGAGGCGGCGGGGCACAAGCGGCCCGGCUCGGUCUCUUCGUCGUCUUCGAGCAGCGGCGGGGGCGGCGGCGGAGCCAGCGACCUGGAGGGCAAGGAGAAGGGGCAGCAGCAGGCGCGGGGCUCGGCCGACAACCUGGACCAGCUGGGGGUGGAGAGCAAAAGCCGAGCGGGAACAGUGGCCACCGGCUCGGAGCAGGACUGGGUGAGCAAGCCCAAGACGGUGCGCGACACCCUGCUGGCCAUGCAGCACGGCGGCCACGCGGUGCCCUACGAGAGCAAGUUCAAGAAGGAGCCCGGCAUGGCGGGCGGGCGGCUGCUGGGCUACGAGAGCAACGGGGCCAUGGCCAAAGCAGGGGCACGGGCAGCAAGGAAGAGAAAGACUUCUCCCGAGCCAGAAGGGGAAGCUGGACCUCCUAAAAUCAAUGGAGAGGCACAACCUUGGUUACCAACCUCCUCAGAAGGGAUGAAAAUAACAAUGGCAGCUGCAUCUUUCAUGAAUCCACCACCGCCAACUGCUUCACCUCAUUCUAACCGGACCACACCACCGGAGGCAGUCCAGAAUGGCCAGUCCCCUAUGGCUGCACUCAUUUUAGUCGCAGACAAUGCUGGAGGCAACCAUGCCUCCAAAGAUGCCAACCAGGUUCACUCUACCACACGGAGGAAUAGCAGUAGCCCACCCUCUCCAUCUGUGAACCAAAGAAGGCUGGGCCCGAACAGGGAGGUGUCAAGUCAAGGAGCAAACGCUGGAGGGAUGGAGCCAGUGCACCCAGCCAGCCUCCCAGACUCUUCUCUGGCAGCCAGUGUCCCCCUGUGCUGCACUCUGUGCCAUGAGCGCCUGGAAGACACCCACUUUGUGCAGUGCCCUUCAGUCCCAUCUCACAAGUUUUGCUUCCCUUGCUCCAGACAAAGUAUCAAACAGCAAGGGGCUAGUGGUGAGGUGUAUUGUCCCAGUGGGGAGAAGUGCCCUCUGGUGGGUUCCAAUGUCCCUUGGGCCUUCAUGCAGGGUGAGAUUGCAACCAUUCUUGCAGGUGAUGUGAAAGUGAAAAAAGAGAGAGACUCAUGACUUCCAGUUUCAGUGCAACUUCCCCCUUAACUAAAACUGCUUGAAUUGUAUAUACCUAUAAAUAUCUAUAAAUAGCUCUCUAUAUAAAUAUAUAUAUAUCUCCAAGACAAGGGAAAUGUAGACUUCAUAAAACAUGGCUGUAUAAUUUUGAUUUCUUUUUUGAAUACAUUGUGUUUCUAUAUUUUUGAAGACAAAAGGUAUGUACUUAAAAAAAAGCAUUUCCUUUUUUUUGUUAUCGCAACUCUUUGUUGUGCUUCCUUGGUGACAGUUACUGUUCAGUGUAGGCUGUGACUUGCGCUGCUUUUUUUUUUACAGAGCACUUGGCAAACCAGAAAUGGCUUCUAGUUGUAUUUGUAUGCACUUGUCUCCCUCCUUUUUUAAAAAUGCCAAAUACAUCUUCUGACAUUGUAAAGAUUGCCUUACUGUCUGUGAUUCCUUAUUUUUGUCCUUAACUUCUUCGAGCUGGAGGCAUGCAGGUUUUAGACUAUGAACAUGGGAUUAAAAGUUGUUUGUGGGAUUAAUUUGGGAAUGCCACUUAAUUUAGCUCAAAUGCAGGUGAAUGUGAGAAAGCACAAGGGGUUUCUUGUGGGAGCUGAGUUCCCUUGUUGCAGCUGCAAAAAUGGUCAGAUUCUUGGAGUGGCUUGUUUCUAGAAGGAAGUUUCCUCCAGAGCACUAUGGGAAGUGAGGCGCUGUUGCAUUAGGAUUUUGACAAGGUUUUUUUUUUCUUAAAAGGCAGAGUUGACCAUGGUUCAAGUGGUUGAUUGUAAGAUUGCAAAACUGUAUUUAUUCAUUGAUUACAAAAUUUUUAUGCAGAAUUUUUGAGAUAGAUUUGAAUACUGCAUAACCAUAUAUUAGUGCGGACAGAAUACCACUGCCAUCUUUUAAACAAAUUGGUACCUUUCAGCAGCAUUCAGUGUUGCAAUUUUCUUCAUAUUUGUUUGGAAAAAACUGAGGUAGGGUUUUUAAUAUGGUGCAGGUGGACUUUGAACUUACUUACUAGGGUCUAUUUUGUUUUUAUAGCUGACAUCAUAUUAUCAAGUAGUGGCAGAUCCCAAUGUUGGAGGUUUUGCCAGGCUUGCUUAUGUUGACAGCAUAAAGAAGAAUGGAAAUUUUUACCUGAAAUUUCUUAAUACAUCUGUUGGGGAAACAUUUAUUUCUCAUUUAAAUAAAAUGACUUGGAAUUUAAGUCAGUUGGACUUUCAUGUGGGCAUGCCUUGCCUUUUAGACUACUUUCAAGAAUUCUUUUGUAAUAUUACUAUUUUGAUCACACUUUUUUGCAUUAGGCAGCAGACAUUUUUAACCAAUAAAUCAUCAGUUACUAGAAAUAGUUAAGCCUUACUGUAGUGUUUUUGUGCUGUUGCAGUUGUGUUAGCAACACUGCUGUGCAACUCCUUGUAGUUGAGUGUUUAUAAUAUGGUCACAAGCAACUGUUUGAAGCAGGAAGAUGGUUAUAAGGUCUCUCAUCUCUGUGGCAAAUAACACUAUACGUUUUGAUGUUGAAAGAAUCUGUACGACUAAGUUUUAACAGUUUUGGAUGCUGUUUGGUCAGACUGUUUUUAUGUAAUAAUGUUCAGACUGCUUUUUAAUGCAGAAUAGAUUUUGGUAGAUUUUCUUAAAUGGUCAUGACAUUUGAAAAUCCAAACUGCACAUGCACAGUAACUUUUCUUUAUGAAAUGUUUUAAUAAGCACACCCACUAGCAUUGUGUUCCAUAUUACAGGUCAGUGUAAUAUUAAAUAACAAGAUUUGCAUGAUAAAUCAAUUCAUUACUCUUUAAAAUGAUAGAAAUACAUAUAGUCCAGACUGGUGUCUUCUGUAAACACGUUAAGACAGUUUGAGAAAAAGAAACGCACAUAUAUACAACUGUAAAGGAUUCUUUGGAACCACUAUAAUAUGUGGAAAUGUGUAUUUAGGCACUUUAUUAAAAUUGGAAUUUGAAUUGAUAGAUGGUAAGAAGUUCUUAAAAAUCUCUCUUGACAUAAUACCUCAUGUAUUAUACCAAUUUGUACAAUGGAGAAUUUGUGUUCUAAGUAAGAUAAUAUCCCUACUAAAAUUUUAUGAAAAGUUCAAUGUGAUGUCUGGCAUGUAGUUCAGAUUUGACCUUCUUGAGUUGAAGUGGGACAAUAACUUCUUUCUGGCCACCGUUAUUCAAGAAUAUCAAGAAAUUAAGAGGCAUUUACUUUGCAUCGUCAGCCCCUUUUAUUUACACUUACUCUUUAAUAAGUGUAUUCAUAUAUUGUAGCCCAGUGAUAACUCUCU